This is a messenger RNA of Pneumocystis carinii B80, 429 nucleotides long. Its product is annotated as ubiquitin-conjugating enzyme E2-18 kDa. The record is from RefSeq and is a predicted model, not a curated record. NCBI's taxonomy places the organism in Eukaryota, Fungi, Ascomycota, Pneumocystomycetes, Pneumocystales, Pneumocystaceae. The coding region runs from base 1 to 429 and encodes 142 amino acids. The transcript is spliced from 5 exons. Gene Ontology annotation, cellular component: endoplasmic reticulum; cytosol.
AUGACGUCUACUGCUUUGCGCCGUCUUUUCACAGAAUAUAAAGAAUUAAUAUCAAAUGCUCCUCAUGGAAUCAUGGCAGGACCUAUGGAUGAGAGCAAUUUUUUCGAAUGGGAAUGUUUAUUAGAAGGACCUCAAGAUACACCAUUUGAAGGAGGACUUUUUCCAGCAAUCCUAAAGUUUCCAAGGGAUUAUCCUUUAAAUCCUCCAGUUAUGAGAUUUACAUGUGAAAUGUUUCAUCCCAAUGUUUAUCCGGAUGGAACAGUUUGUAUUUCGAUUUUACAUGCACCUGGUGAUGAUCCAAAUAUGUAUGAAUCAUCGUCUGAACGAUGGUCUCCUGUGCAAAGUGUUGAAAAAAUCCUUUUGAGCGUUAUGUCAAUGCUUGCAGAACCUAAUGAUGAAAGCGGUGCUAAUAUUGAUGCAUGUGUAUGA